Molecule: messenger RNA, 1760 nt
Organism: Nerophis ophidion (straightnose pipefish)
Lineage: Eukaryota; Metazoa; Chordata; Actinopteri; Syngnathiformes; Syngnathidae
Gene: fkbp6
Product: FKBP prolyl isomerase 6
Exons: 9
Coding region: 257-1264 (335 amino acids)
Molecular function (GO): peptidyl-prolyl cis-trans isomerase activity; protein binding
Source: RefSeq, a predicted model, not a curated record
UCCUCCCACAUGAUUUUUAACUUUUUGAUAUAGUAAUUUUAAGUUUUCGUUAGUUUCUGAAUCCAGCUUGAUUUUUUCUGAACAUUGUUAUUUUAAUUUAUUAAAGUCAUGCAUUUACAAAAGUCCCCAUAGACGCCGAGACAGGUCACGUGACUCCUUUAUCCAACAAAGUGUACAGAAAGUAAACGUGAACUUGUCCAGAAAAAUAGCACUUUCUGUUCGGCCAAUUAUCUAACAUAAUCUUUCCGCCGACAAGAUGUCAAUAAACGGACUACGAAAAAGGUUUCAGUCAAGUUCGACGGCCGCAGUUGUAAAUCAGAGUCCAUUUGACAAUAUCCGCCAGCAGAUGGAAGAUGUCCUAGGAAACGGGGGGGUCCUGAAAGAGGUGGUCCACCCUGGAGAAGGCCCGUCUAUGCCCCAAAAUGCUUCAGUGUUAAUCCAUUACUCCGGCUUUUUGGAAUAUUCCGACCAGCCAUUUGAGACCACCACUCACUUCAAACACCCGCGCAUGAUGAAGCUGGGCAGAGACGUGACGCUUCCUGGAAUGGAGCUCGGUCUGCUGACCAUGCGGAAAGGAGAGUUCUCCCGCUUCCUGCUGCAUCCUCGCUAUGCCUACGGAGAAAUGGGAUGUCCUCCGCUCAUCCCGGCCGCUGCCCCGGUUUUGUUUGAAAUCCAGAUCCUCGACAUCCUCGACUCCGGCCAAGUGGAUGACUUUGUUAAACUGAGCCCGGAAGAGCAGAACAUGUUUCCUCUGUGCAAACUGGAUGAAGUGGUCAACACGCUCCGCAGCUUUGGCAACAGAUGCUUUAACCAGAGUCGCUAUGAGAAAGCCAAAGAGCACUACAAGCAGGGGGUAGAGUUGCUAGGCAACAGGGUCCGGCAGAGCGAUGCGGAGGCAAAAGAGCUCCAGAUGGCGCUGCUACCUCUCUAUCUGAACCUGUCCCUUACGGAGCUGCGUCUGGAGCACCCGCGGAAAGCUCUGAAAUACGCUUACAGAGCUUUGGACGUCGACUCCAGCAGCACCAAGGCUCUUUACCGCUGUGGACAGGCCUACUUGGAGCUGGGAGACAACGAGAGAGCUCACGAUUACCUCGUCAAGGCCCAAACCAGAAAGCCCUUUGACGGCGACAUCAAUAACCUGCUGAAGACAGUCACUAUUGCCUACAAAGACAGCUUGGACAAAGAGAAAGACUUCUACUCAAAAAUGUUUGCAGGCUUCAAGGGCUCAGCGGAGAAGCAGACAAAUGAUGAUCCAAGUCAGUGAAAAGCCACUCUGCAAUUCCUGAGUCACAGUUUGUGGGUUUUUUUGUUCAACCUUUAACAAUUCUUGCAUUGUUUUAUUUGUUUUACCUCAUGAUGAAUAUAUUAUGUUCAGUAUUUCCAUGGGUUUGUUGUUUUCAUUUUUAAUGGGGUUUUGGCCAAAGCACGAAUAAAAAAUCUGAAUGUGACUUUCAGGUAUUUGCUAGGUAGUUGUUGUAAUACCAAACAACAGCACAAGAGGGAGUGUAUUUCCAGCAGGGAAGGUCAUAAUGCAUAUGAAGAUGAAAUAAGUUAGUUUUAUGAGUUAGUCACUUACAGUGUGUCUUUAACUACACUGCAUAAUACUGAUAAUUAUUUGUAAUAUUUUGCUUGACUAAGCAGCUUCAGGCGAAGGGAGAAAUAGUACAAACAGCUCAAAGAAGGAUUUAGUGCUGCUCUGUUUGGUUCGCUCCUAAUAGCAGCAGAUGAAUGGAACUAUAAAGUUUACAGGAAUCGGAGAA